CACACGGAUCCGGUACCGGUGGCGCCCCACAGAGGUGAUGGCUGAGGGGAGUGUAGUGACCGACCCCGAGCAGCUCCUGAGGAAGGUGAGGGAGCUGGAAGAGGAGGUGAAGAGGCUGCAGGAGAAGCUUGGCCAGGAUGAGAAAGGUGCUGAGGGCAAGGAGGCUCCUGCAGCCGCCAGCAAAGGGCGGAAACGCCAGCGCCGUCCCUUCGACUUCGGGGCCCACGGGCAGAGGCACGUGGCUCUGAGGGUGGCAUACCUGGGCUGGAACUACCAGGGCUUUGCCAGCCAGGAGAACACCAGCAACACCAUCGAGGAGAAGCUCUUUGAAGCUCUGAAGAAGACGAGGUUGGUGGAGGAGAGGCAGAGCUCCAACUACCACCGCUGUGGGAGGACCGACAAGGGGGUCAGCGCCUUCGGGCAGGUGAUUUCCUUGGAUCUUCGCUCCAACCUGUCAGAGGGGAAGCAGCUGAAGGGGCAGGAGGAGCUGCGAUACACCCACAUGCUCAACAGGGUGCUGCCUCCUGACAUCAGGGUGCUGGCCUGGGCCCCCGUGGAGCCCCAUUUCAGUGCCCGUUUCAGCUGCCUGAGGAGGACGUACCGCUACUUCUUCCCUUGCGCAGACCUGGACGUGGCCCUGAUGCAGGCAGCAGCCCAGAGGUACGUGGGGACCCACGAUUUCCGAAAUCUCUGUAAAAUGGACGUGGCCAACGGGGUGGUCAACUUCCAGAGGACCAUCCUGAGAGCUGAAGUGACGUGGGUGGAGGGAGGAGGAGGAACAGAGCUCCAGGAUCCCUUCCGGCUGUGCCAGUUUGAAGUGACGGGCCAAGCGUUCCUCUACCAUCAAGUCCGUUGCAUGAUGGCCAUCCUCUUCCUCAUUGGGCAGAGGAUGGAGAGCCCAGAAAUCAUUGACCAACUCCUGGAUGUGGAGAAGAACCCUCGGAAACCACAGUACAGCAUGGCAGUCGAGUUUCCCCUUGUCCUCUACGACUGCGAGUUUGAAAACCUGCAGUGGUUUUAUGACCCAGAAGUGCAGGAGUUCAACAUCACCCACCUGCAGCAGCUCUGGGCCAACCAGGCAGUGAAAACUCAGGUGCUACGGAACAUGUUACAAGGGCUGGAUGCUGCUCCAGUGGCUGCUGGAAAAAGGCCAGGGAACACCACCACUGUCCCGUGGGGGGAUAUGAAGCCUCCUCUCCACAGCCAGGUCAGUGGCUUUGUGGAGGGGGUCAAAGCCAGGACCUACAAACCCCUGCUGGCCCGGCCCAAGUGCGAGGGGCUGGAGCAGCGCAUCCGCCACUUCGUGAGGAGGGGACGCAUCGAGACCCCCCCCGGGCUGGAGCUGGGGGGGAACAAGGAGGAGAAGAAGGAGGAGGAGGAGGAUGAGCCCCCCAUGGACAGCAAGAGGAGCCAGGGCAGCCAUGGCCCUGCUGGGGACACUGAGCAACCCUCUAAGAGGGUCUGCAAAGACAAAGAGUGAUGGGAGUGGGAGAAGGGCAGCUCUAGGGGCUGCUUUUUGGUUUGUUUGUUUUUUGGGUUUUUUUUACAUGAAAA
Messenger RNA from Calypte anna (Anna's hummingbird), 1554 nucleotides. RefSeq names its product pseudouridine synthase 3 (gene PUS3). The transcript has 5 exons. Gene Ontology annotation, biological process: tRNA pseudouridine synthesis; mRNA pseudouridine synthesis. Gene Ontology annotation, cellular component: cytoplasm; nucleus. Lineage: Eukaryota; Metazoa; Chordata; Aves; Apodiformes; Trochilidae. Bases 38 to 1480 code for a protein of 480 amino acids. Gene Ontology annotation, molecular function: RNA binding; pseudouridine synthase activity. The record is from RefSeq and is a predicted model, not a curated record.